AUGAAGCUCGCCUGCGAUUCACUCCCGCUUGACGAGCGCCAGAACCGCGUUCAACUCGUACUUUCUCCUCGCACAGGCAUGCUCGCCGUCGACGCUCAAGCUGGCUCACUCGUCAAAGGCUCGCGGUUGAUACCCUUGCUUGCGACCGCGCUCAACUGGCGAGUGCGUCGGUCUCCUUUCAAGCUGUCCACCAAGUCGAGACCCUUUGCUUCAACAAGAAGAACGGAACGCACACGCAGCGUCGUCGCGGGAGUUCAAGAUGGAUACGACCGACUCGAAAUCCGCUUCGACGCCUCAAGCCCAUCCCGUUCCAGGCUCGCCUUCUUGUACCGCCCCGCCUUGCGCUGGAUUUGCCUCUUCCAUCAGGUCAACACCAGGUCUAGCUCGAAGGGGGUCCUUCGCUCAAAUCUCGCAGAACUUGGGAUUCUCUGCGGCUGGUGCCGCGUCGUCAAGAGUUCGCACCAAGAUGAUGUACCCGAGAGCCUGCAACAAGAUGAUCUACCCCGGCUGACAAGGGCGACAUUGACGCACCCAGACUCGACUGGCUCGAUUCGCCGAAACAGGUCUCCCCAACGCCUGCGUCCGCAAAGCAGAGGACGCGCUGUACGACAAUAUCGCUCUCGACAACUCACAAGAUGGGCUGUUGGCGGUCUAGCAGGCGGCAUGCGCGGCGGAUGA
Messenger RNA from Rhodotorula toruloides NP11, 678 nucleotides. RefSeq lists its product as uncharacterized. NCBI's taxonomy places the organism in Eukaryota, Fungi, Basidiomycota, Microbotryomycetes, Sporidiobolales, Sporidiobolaceae. Bases 1 to 678 code for a protein of 225 amino acids. The record is from RefSeq and is a predicted model, not a curated record. The transcript has 11 exons.